Molecule: messenger RNA, 1811 nt
Organism: Schistosoma intercalatum
Lineage: Eukaryota; Metazoa; Platyhelminthes; Trematoda; Strigeidida; Schistosomatidae
Source: the annotation of a GenBank genome assembly
ACUAAUUUGAAGGUGAUUCAGGUUUCGAAACAUUUUGAAAUAUUACGUUUCUCUGAUGACCUUGGCUGGGUUUAAGGAUGGGUGAACUUCCGAUUUUCACUUGUCAAGCCCAUGUAUUUACAAUUAACCCUCAAACAAAGAAGUCAUGGAUUCCGUCAAGCAGUAAAGCGGUCGAUGUUAACUUCUUUUAUGACUCCAAUAAACACUGUUAUCGAAUAAUUAGUGUUGAAGAUUCUUCUGGUUCAAAAAAGGUUAUUAUUAAUAGUACAUUGACGGAAAAAAUGACAUUCAAGAAGACUUCACAAAAAUUCGGACAAUGGGCUGAUUCGAAAACUGGUGGAGUCCAUGGUUUGGGGUUCAGCUCAGAAGCAGACUUAACCAUGUUUAUCAAUCAAUUUAAACAGUGUGUAGAUUCAAUGAAAACUCAAAUUCAACCAGAAGCAAAUAGUCCAUCUGGAAUACGUGUACCAUCAGAUUCAGUCAAUUUACCGAAAGACAAUUUAUCAAGCCCGUUACAAAAUGGUCAAAUUCAUCCACCUAUAUCGAAUAGUAGUAGUAGUAGUAUUCCAGUUAACCAACCCACUACACCAACAAUAACACCUACAUGUUUAACGACUAAUUUUAUUACUUCACAUCAAAAUAUUUCACAAAAUUUAUCAAAUCCAUUAUCUAUACAACAUGUGAAUUCAUCAUCAUUGCCUGUAACACUAACAACACAAUCAUUAACAACAACUAAUGGACAAAAUGAAAUAUAUUCUAAUCAAUCUGUACAAAAUCAAUUAAAAUUAGCUCAAGCUCAAGUAAAACGGUUAGAAAUGGAAAUUAAUCAAUUAAAACGUCAAGCUAUGCCAGUAAUGGGUAGUUCAAUGAAUGGAUUAGUUUAUACAACAAAUUAUACUAAUAUUGAACCGGGAAUAUCAAUCGAUACCGUUGAUAGUCCUGAUCUACGAUGUGGUAUUGCACGUUUGGAAUUAGAUGGUACUAAUGGCGGUGGAAGUGCCGGUGUCAAUAGUAAUGGAGAAUGGAUUAACGAAUUGAGUAUUAGUAAUAAACCUAGGCCAGUUGGUACUAUUCAUCCUUCAUUGGUACAAGGUAAUCAAAACAGACUAUUAUGGAUGGAUCGUGCAUCACAAGAUACUAUACGAUCAUUGCAUAUACGUUUAGGAAAUGUAUUAAAAGAAGCCUUAGAAAUUCAUAAUCGUUUAAGUUCUAUUCUAUCAAUUCCAUCUGUAGAGUAAGAAAUUUUGUGUUCAAUACAUUAAACUCACUGACUGACUACUUCUUCUCAGUCUUCCUGUAUACAUGACUUUUAAAAUUUAUUUCUUUAUAAUUUAGUUUAGAUUUCUUAAUGUGUUAUCAAUUUGUUGUUUUUUCUUCUUCUAACAUUAAUGUUUCUUCUCUAAGAUGAUGAAAUUCCCCCCUCCUAACAAUAACACAAACAUCAUUUUAUUCUUUUUAAUAAUAAUGGAUACUGCUAGAUGCCUGUCAGUAUUUUAAUCAUCAUCUAUGCUGUUGUACAGUUCAUGUAAUUUAUUUUAAUUUGCUAUACUGGUGAAAUGUAAAUUCAAUUUUUUACAUAAGACAAAAUUAACUCGUAAAAUAAACAAGUAUUAUCACUACUAUUCAUUCGUAAAUAAUAAUGACAAGGUCAUAUCUAUUUAUUCUAAUGCAUGAUGUUUGUUUUAUUUCUCUUAAUUGAUGUUUCUUAUUCCCUGCGAAUUUCCUCUCCUUUCUUUUCUAUCUUUUAUAAUAUAAUUCCAAGAUUAAUUUUAUAAAUACUCCUUAAUAUAGUCGUAUUACUUUAGAUACAA